Saprolegnia parasitica CBS 223.65 is the source of this 378-nucleotide messenger RNA. RefSeq lists its product as hypothetical. Bases 1 to 378 code for a protein of 125 amino acids. The transcript has 3 exons. Lineage: Eukaryota; Oomycota; Saprolegniomycetes; Saprolegniales; Saprolegniaceae. The record is from RefSeq and is a predicted model, not a curated record.
AUGUCCAUGAGCAGCGCCUCUGUCAAACAAGCCGUGGGCAUGCCAAACGUACAGGACCUCGUGCACAGCUCGCGCAAGAUAUCGGCCCGAGCACUGGCGACAACCAUUCAGGCCGAUGGUGAUGGGUCAGAAAUGUCGCCCGGGUUCAUGGCACGCGUCAAGGCUGGAGUUGUGGGUUCUCUAGAGACUUGUGGCGGCGAAAGCUACGCAUUUUUGCCGUGGUUCCUCAAGGAUUUCCAGAAGCGCAAUGAGGGAUCUACCGUCGAGCUCGAGGUUGACGACAGCAAGCGCUUUUUCGAGCGUCCGUCGCCUUUGGGGCUUCUAUCAAGGAGCGUCACAAUCACGUGCCCGUACUCGGCACAGAUGGGACGUUCAUGA